Messenger RNA from Colossoma macropomum (tambaqui), 1736 nucleotides. RefSeq names its product nucleolar complex associated 4 homolog (gene noc4l). Bases 19 to 1605 code for a protein of 528 amino acids. The record is from RefSeq and is a predicted model, not a curated record. The transcript has 15 exons. Gene Ontology annotation, biological process: ribosome biogenesis. Gene Ontology annotation, cellular component: small-subunit processome; Noc4p-Nop14p complex; nucleolus. Lineage: Eukaryota; Metazoa; Chordata; Actinopteri; Characiformes; Serrasalmidae.
UCUCCAGCGCUGGUAAACAUGGCGCCGUCCAGAGAGAACAGCGUGAAAAAGAGCGAGGCAGAAAACAGCAAAACCUCAUCCAAAAACCUGAUAAACACCAAAACAGAGCUCAUACUGCAGAGCAGGAGACAUGCUAACGAUGUAUUCGACGUUCUGGAGCACCUUCAGUCUGAAAAAGAGAAAGAAGUCAUUUUUGCCAUCAACGCCUGUCAGAAGAUCUUUUGUGCUUUGCUGGAGAGAGGAGACCUGUAUGUUGGUCAGCUGCCCAGCGAAGAAGAAGUAGUGGAAGGUGAUCGCGAUGCAGAUGAAAAGUAUCACAUAUUUAUAAGGCACCGUUACAACAACUGUGUGGAGCUGCUGCUGGAUAACAUUGGCCAUGAAGCGUUCCAAGUGAAGGAGGCAGCUCUUCUUGCCCUAAUGAAAUUUGCCGCAGCUGAGGGGCAGCACCCUCUGCAGAAGCUGGAAUUGAGCAACCACUACAACUUCCCUUUAGAGCUUAUUUUGGCAGUUGUGCGGUGUCUGCUCUCUGAGACGGAGGACAUGGCUCUACUCAUCUCCAGGUUCCAGGAGUUCCUAGAAAUGGAUGAUGUGCGCUACUAUGUCAUGAGCUCCAUCCGUGACACCGUAACCAGAGUCAUGGACAGAAACAAGCGGGCUGUGAUGCCCGUAUUCCAGAACAAUGUUUUCACGCUGCUCACGAACAUCACUAUACCAAGCCAGAGUGCAGAGAUCAACAACUUCCUCAUCAAGCAAGAAGGUAAAUAUGAGGACUGGAAAGCAGCCAAAUUGAAAGAGCAGAAGCGAGCAUUUGAGCAGACGUGGCUGAUAUUUCUGAAGUACAAGUUGCCUGGUAACAUGUAUAAAAAGGUGCUAGUCAUCCUGCACGACUCUAUUCUGCCCCAUAUGAACGACCCCACAUUGAUGAUUGACUUUCUGAGUGCAGCGUACAGUGUUGGUGGAGCGGUCAGUUUGCUGGCUCUGAAUGGGCUGUUUGUCCUCAUCCAUGAGCACAAUCUAGAUUAUCCUGAUUUUUAUAAGAAGUUAUACAACCUACUGGACCCUUCAGUGUUCCAUGUUAAGUACAGAGCACGGUUCUUUCAUCUGGCCAACAUCUUCCUCUCCUCAAGUCAUCUACCUGUCUACCUUGUGGCAGCGUUUGUCAAGCGACUGUCACGUCUGGCCCUGACCGCACCUCCGACUGGUCUGCUCAUAGUACUGCCCUUUAUUUACAACCUCAUUCGCAGACACCCCUCUUGCAGAGUGCUCAUCCACAGACCCAGUGCAGCUGAUGAGCUCUGUAAUGACCCAUACGUGAUGGAUGAGGAGGACCCUGCCAAGUGUCAUGCUCUAGAGAGCAGUGUAUGGGAACUUAAGACCCUACAGAGUCAUUACCAUCCAGAUGUGGCCAAGGCAGCCAAAGCGAUAAACCAGCCUUUACCAGUGAUGGAGGUUGAUAUCAGCGAGCUGCUAGAGUUAACCACAUUCGAGCUGAUGGAGCGAGACCUGAAGAGCCAAAGUCAUUCGGUGCCACUUGAGUUUGACCCAGCCAGUGGCCUGCUUAAGAGUGCCAAAGAGGUGCUGGGUGUGCACUUCUCUCUGGAGUAGUCACCAUGCCUGCAAUGCCUCAUUUGCUCUCUGUUUGACUCUGUUUAUCUUAUUGUAAUAUUAUUUUCUUUUGGCUAAUGUUUCAGCUUGUUUUGUACAUGAACAUGUGAAUAAAUCACUAUUUGGGAACA